Molecule: messenger RNA, 1518 nt
Organism: Aspergillus melleus
Lineage: Eukaryota; Fungi; Ascomycota; Eurotiomycetes; Eurotiales; Aspergillaceae
Exons: 5
Coding region: 1-1518 (505 amino acids)
Cellular component (GO): mitochondrion
Source: RefSeq, a predicted model, not a curated record
AUGGGCAGCAAGCCUAGUGCAGUUACGAGAUCGCCUGUCGGCGGGUCUGCCGCCGGGACGGGCUCACCCGAGCCAGCUAAGUGCCCGGAUCCUUACAGAUACACCAGUGGAAGAUGGCUCAAUCGCGACGAGCUUGAGCGCAAUUCCCGCUACAUUCGGUUUGAUUUCUCGGCCUUGUGUGAGAGAGCUAUCAGUCUAUGUCUAGGAGCCACAAAAAUCAUCGGAAGUGAAAAAAAGGAAGGUGGAUUCAACAGAGUGUUCAAAUUCACAAUGGACACUGGAGUUCGUGUCGUCGCAAGAUUGCCCACUCCCAUUGCUGGGCCACCUGGGCUGGUAACCAAUUCUGAGGUGGCGACAAUGGCAUAUCUGCGGUCAAAACUCAACCUUCCGAUCCCGAACGUCCUGGAGUGGAACGACAGUUCCUCAAACCCAGUCGGCAACGAAUACAUCGUGCAAGAACAUGUUGCGGGGGAGCAAUUGCACCAGAGAUGGGCUACAAUGAACUCGGAACAGCAUACGUUGUGCACCAAGGCGCUUUCGCUAACGAUUAGAAAGAUGGCAACUCUGGAGUUUCCGGCAUAUGGCAGUCUAUACUUCUCGGAUGCGCCGCUGCCAUCGGAAAAAAAGGUCCCUUUCGAAGAAGGAUACUGUGUUGGGCCUCAUUGCAGCCCUGUUUACUGGAAUCGCAACCCUGGUGAACUUGAGCUGUAUGGCGGUUCCAGUCCAAAUUGCGGUCCAUGGAACGACCUCAGAAGUUUUAGCUCUGGCUUAAUAGAUACUGGACGUGCUCGGAUCCCACGAGAGCAGUCCGUUAACGAAGGUGUUCUCUCCUACCGAGGACAGGUUCAUGAUCAUCAACAAUUACUUCAAACGAGCAAAGCUGUUCUCGAAAGGUUACUAAAUGACAAACGUAUCCAAGACGCCGCUAGCCCUAUUCUCCUGCACCCCGAUUUUCACAAGAGGAACAUCUACGUCUCGGCAGACGACCCAACGGUCAUCGCCGGUCUCAUAGAUUGGCAAACAGCAAGCAUCGAGCCGACAUUCAUAUACGAAAGCGAGACGCCAGACUUUGUAGCUCCCCCUAACUCAGAAGACGAGGGUACACUAGAAGACGAGAAACCCGAAGCACAGCGAGCGAAAGAACGCAAAGACGCCUCAAUCUGCCACCAAACAUACGACGUCUGCAUGAAAGGCCCCGUCCCAAAGCUCCGACCCUCUAGACUCCAAGACCCGACCUUAUUCCGACUUUUCCAUUACGGCUCGUGUCCGUAUGUACCGACGGAGGAAAAGCUGGCUCGACAUUCCAAGGACUAUGAGGACUUCGAGACGGUGCAGAAGUCGAAGCUCUGGCUUAUGAAGUCCUUGGAUACGAGGUCUGAUGGGUGGAUUCCGAAUGAGACAUGGGAGGCUGCGCGAGAGGCCCAUCGGGCUGCGUAUGAGCAGUGGAUGGAGACGGCUAGGGAGGCGGAGGAGGGGGGAGGUGAGAAUAUGACGGUUGAGAAGGCGGAUAAGUUAUAA